This is a messenger RNA of Nicrophorus vespilloides, 4254 nucleotides long. Its product is annotated as myotubularin-related protein 4. Gene Ontology annotation, biological process: dephosphorylation; regulation of autophagy. Bases 314 to 4153 code for a protein of 1279 amino acids. Lineage: Eukaryota; Metazoa; Arthropoda; Insecta; Coleoptera; Silphidae. The transcript is spliced from 14 exons. The record is from RefSeq and is a predicted model, not a curated record. Gene Ontology annotation, molecular function: metal ion binding; protein phosphatase binding; phosphatidylinositol-3,5-bisphosphate 3-phosphatase activity.
AAUGAAAUGCAUUCGCACAGUUAAAAUCCCGACCCCUCCAAGCAACGUCAUUGUCAACCAUUUUGUUGUCCCAAGGUCGUUUCUGCGCGUUCCCAUCUCAGAGUUCGAAUCCUAAAAGUGCAUAUGCAUAUAAUAUCUGCUGCUGUUGCGGGCAGAGUUUUUUUGUUGUUAUUGUUUUGUUGUUUUUUUUCUUCUGUUUCACCCAUUGGUCGCUUGCUUCAUUUUGAUUUCCGUCGUUCAUCGACUGCGGCUGUGGCAGCUGUGAAACACACAACUGCUUCUCUGCACACAGUCGUGUUGAGGUCAUGUUCCGAUGAGGAGUAGUAGCAGCAGUAGCAACAACAACUACAACGAAAACGGGAUAGGACGUUUCUGUUCGAUUCGGUCUAGCGAAGAAGGAUUAGGAGGAGGAGGAGGAAGAGGAAGAGAAGGACGACGAAGUGGUGGUGGUUGUGUUGACGACGUAGAAGAGAGCAAAAGGAUGAUGGAGAACAGUUCGGAGCAACCGAAUUCGAUGCUGCACGUGAGCCAGCUACAGAUGUACCCGUUACCGACGGGGGGCGAUAACACGGGUGCCCCACCGCCGUUCCAGCUUCUCUACGGGGAGGGAAUCGUCCACUCGGGUCACUCUGUGUACGGUUCGGUGGUGCUCACCAAUUAUCGUCUGUUUCUGCAGCUGUGCGAAACGCAGCAUCACGUACCUCUGGGUCUGCUGGAGGUGGCGGAGCAGAGGGAUCUGUUCUAUUUGCACAUCGGCUGCAAAGAUGCGAGGACCUAUAAGCUAACAUUCGACAAUAACGAGACGUGCAGCGAUUGGUGCAGUCGUCUGACCAAAGCGUUCGCCCCGCCCACCCACCUGGAGGAGCUGUUCGCGUUCUUCUAUUUCGUUUGGAGCAAGGAGGAUCCGAUGCAUACGGUGGGGAGUCGCCUCGAUACGCAGCACGAUUUGCUCCACGACGAGAGAAGUUUCAACGCGGAGGUGGAGCGAUUGAAAUUCAACCUGCACGGCACUUGGCGCAUAAGUUCGGUGAACAAGAACUACAAGCUGUGCAGCAGCUAUCCGCCGAACAUCCUGGUGCCCGCCUAUAUAACGGACGAGGUACUGGAGACGGUCGCCAAGUUCCGCAGCUCCCGCAGGAUACCAGCAGUCGUCUGGAGACAUGUGGGGAACGGGGCGGUGAUUGCACGCUGCAGUCAACCGGAGGUCGGAUGGUUAGGUUGGAGGUCGGCCGAAGAUGAGGAUCUGAUAAAGGCUAUUUCGGAGGCGUGCACGCAGGACCGAGGGCCGCACACCCUCUACGUGUCGCAUUCGCCUGCAUCGGCAAAUUCGAGCAUCGACGAAUCUACGCACAUCCAAAGUGACAUCGAGAUUACAGAAAGGAAGAAAGUACUGAUCAUGGACGCCCGGUCGUAUACAACGGCGGUUGCGAACAGAGCGAGAGGCGGCGGCUGCGAGUGUCCAGAGUAUUAUCCGAGUGGCGACAUACAGUUCAUGAAUUUGGCAAACAUUCACACCAUAAGGAAGAGUUUCCAUUCGCUGCGACAACUGUGCGCAUCCUCAUCUGAUCAACCCAAUUGGUUCAGUCAGCUGGAAGGAACGCGCUGGCUCCACAACAUGUCCGGUCUGUUCAGGGCGGCGGUGACUCUGGUUACAGCGGUGGAGAGGGACGCUCGACCGGUGCUCGUCCAUUGCUCGGACGGUUGGGAUCGAACUCCGCAGAUCGUCGCGCUCGGAGAGAUCCUCUUGGAUCCGUUUUAUCGUACAUUCGACGGCUUCAGAGUACUGAUCGAGAGAGAGUGGCUGUCUUUUGGGCACAAGUUCGCGGACCGUUGCGGUCACGCAACCGGAAGCGAUGAUCUGAACGAAAGAUGUCCGGUCUUCCUGCAGUGGCUCGACUGCGUCCAUCAGCUGAUCCAUCAAUUUCCGUGCGACUUCGAGAUGUCGCACACUUACCUGGUGAAAUUGGCUCAACACGUGUUCUCGAACCUCUUCGGCACCUUCCUCUGCAACACGAAGAUGGAACGGGAGCGCAUCUACGAUACGACCUUAUCCGUCUGGACGUUCCUCAGCAACGUGGACUACAAAAAUCACCUGUACGCGCCGCAGUCAACGUCCACUGUGCUUUGGCCGAAGUACCAGGUGCGUGACCUGAAGAUGUGGUCGGAGGUGUACCUGGGCUCGAUGGAAAUGCAGAACGGAUCAACAACAAACGGUAGCGACGGCGGCGGCGGCUCUCAACCGAACGGUGACGUCGUCUCCCAGCAGAAUAAUCAACAGCAGCAGAAGCAGCAGCAACAACAACAACAACAGCAGCAGCAGCAAAUGACCAAGACGCGAUCAUAUGGGGACCUUCUUCAGGCGUCCGGGAGUGGAACACACGUGCGCAGAUGCAGCGACCCUAGCGUCAUAGUGGAGGCCAUAAAAACUAACGGACACAAAUUGGACGCGGACUCUGCGGUCGUCCUAAACGGCGAUGGUAACUCCAAAGACUGCGACACCGAUUUUUUAUGUGAACUCGAGGGUGACGACUGCAAAAGCGAUUGCAUUUAUAAUAAGAACGCCCGACGAGAUGAGCCGACUGUCGCCGGACAACAGAAACCGAAGCAUCUACUAGAUGCUACCAAUCUUGUGAUAGAAAAGACUGAUGAAGACGACGACGACGACAACACUUGCGUCAAUUGUAACAAUGUCGAGAGUAAGAUGAGCAAAGUGGAACAGCAGCAGCAACAACAACAAAUGAGGAGGAGCAGAUUGACGAACGGAGGUGAUUCGAUUGACGGUGGCAGUGUUGCUGCAGAUGCCAAGUGUGAUAGCGCUGUACUGGCGAUAGACUUUAAAAGUAAACAAUGUAAUCGUACCUUGGAUGAUGAUGAGGCUGAUGGAGGAUUGGACGGUUGCGGGGCUGCAGACACUGGAGGUGGCGAACUGAUGUUCAGCGUUUGCUUGGACAAGAGCGUCGGAGAUGUCAUCGUCAAUGGGAACGGACGGUCAACGAAGGACGCGGAUUCCGUCGAUUCGGACACGGAGCCGAGCAGUGAGAGUAGGUCCGACAAUAUCGUCACAGUGAUAGGCGAAGCAGGCGGCGUCAGAAGAUUGACGGACAACUCUGUGGACACGAGCACCGAAACGCUCGUCUCCGAUAACAACGUUGGAGGAAGCACGUCUUCCAAGGAAUUGAACGGUUUCGAGAAGGUGGUCAGCGCCGAUCUGCCUUCGUGUGACGGUGGCGGCGGCGGCGGAAGCAACAGCGACUCUUACAAGAUGUGCGCUCAUCGCAGCAAAUUCGUCCACGGCAAGCACAGUCACUCCCACGACCAGCACUUGCAACAACAACAGCAACAGCAGAACGGAGGAGGAGGUAGCGUCGUUAGCGAAAGGACGUCCAGCAGAUAUCCGACGCCGCCUCAGUAUUCGCGCACACCCAGCGCCAACGGUUGGGACAGUUUCCUUUACUGCAACAACAGUCCACCCAAGUACCACAGCAGCACCAUCCUAGACGACGACGGUCUUAUGCCGCUCAAAUCGGACGUGCAGGAACGUCUCAAACAGAUCAUGGAGGAGAACAGGAGAAAAGUUGAAGCCCUGCAGAGGGAAUUGCACACGUACAGGCAGGCGCUCAUCAAGCAAGUCUGUCACAAGUGCAGUCACAACGAAGCGGAUAAAAACGAUGAAACGGCGGCGUGCGAUGAGGCAGAGAGGUCGUCUCCGUUGCAGUUGCUGUCUCCGCCUCAGUCGAGUUCAGUUGUGGAGUCGGUGUGCAGCGCUGGCGAGGGGCAGGCAUCGGCGGUCGAGUCUCUUCGAUCGGACAUGUCGUGGGAGGCGGUGGAGGAGGGUCCGUCGUUGCUCGAGGGAAUUCCCACGUUGUGGGUGCCGGAUCAUGCCGUCUCCAGGUGCACCGGGUGUAGCACAGUCUUUUGGUUGGGUCGAAGGAAGCACCACUGCAGAAAUUGCGGUCGCAUCUUCUGCGCGGACUGCUCCGAGAACAGCACUCCUCUCCCAUCCGAACAACUGUACGACCCGGUGCGCGUGUGUACCUCCUGCUACUCCAAGCUGCGGCGGAGAGAGUGCGGUGAAAUCCCCGAACAGUGCAAACAUUCGUCCUCUUCGGCGGCCAACAACAACCCGCACCAAAUCACCGCAACCAGCAACUGAUGAAGAAGAACGACGUGUAGAAGGAGGAGGAGGAGGAGGAGGUGGGUGCAGCAGCAGCAGCAGUGUGAGCGGGAGGAGGGUGUACGACGACGACGAAGAUG